AUGGGACGGCGAUUUGUGUUGCUGGUGGCGGUGUUGUUGGUGGCGGUUGGGUUGGCUGUGGCGGAUUACGGCUGCGAUUUUGCGCAGUGGUAUCCACGCCAGUAUGUGGCCUACAAGGCGAGCACCGGGCCCACCAUGGAUGGUCGGUUGGAUGAGCCCUUUUGGCAGGCCGUCCCCUGGACCGAGUCCUUUGUUGACAUUUCUGGUGCCACCGUCAAUCAACCACGCUUCGAUACUCGCGCCAAGCUGCGCUGGACAGAGGACACCCUUUACGUCGCUGCCCAGCUGGAGGAGCCACAGAUCUGGGCUACCCUGACAGAGCACGACUCCAUUAUUUAUCACGACAACGACUUUGAGAUCUUUUUGGACCCGGACCGUAGCAGCCAUUACUACAAGGAAUACGAGAUGAAUGCCUUGAACACGUCCUGGUCUCUUUGCCUCAACAAACCCUAUCUCAAUGGUGGCUACGAAAACAGCUCACGUGUUUUUGGCAGCAAGGGCUGGGAUGAUCAAGGUCUGCGCUCAGCCGUCUACAUCAACGGCUCCCUCAAUGACCCGGCAGCAGCGAAUCACUACUGGAGCGUCGAAGUGGCCUUUCCUUUGAAGCACAUUGUGUACAACACCACCUUUGCCCUACCCAUCCGCGAUGGCGAUCUAUGGCACUUUGAUCUCAGCCGCGUUGAGUGGCGCGUGGAGGUUGUCAACAACACCUACCAGAAAUUACCCAACCAAAACGAGUAUAACUGGGUCUAUGCGCCCACGUAUGUGGUCGACAUCCACCUGCCUGAGCUCUGGGCCAAUCUGCAGUUUAGCACGGCCAACCCCAACGGCACUGCGCCCGCCACGGUCGAUCCCGACGCUUCAAUCAAGGUCGAUCUGCCCAAAGCUGGCGGUUUCCUGGUGUCCGUGGAGGAUCACAAAACCAAGCGCAUUGCGACUGUUCGAGAUGAUCGCCUUCUCUUGGUCAAGUAA
Messenger RNA from Monosiga brevicollis MX1, 972 nucleotides. RefSeq lists its product as uncharacterized. Lineage: Eukaryota; Choanoflagellata; Craspedida; Salpingoecidae. The record is from RefSeq and is a predicted model, not a curated record. The coding region runs from base 1 to 972 and encodes 323 amino acids. Gene Ontology annotation, biological process: carbohydrate catabolic process. The transcript is spliced from 5 exons. Gene Ontology annotation, molecular function: carbohydrate binding; hydrolase activity, hydrolyzing O-glycosyl compounds.